AGGUGCCCGGAGCAAUCAAUAAUGCCAAUCAAGAGCAAUGGCGGCAAGGCCGUGGCUGCUCCUACUCUGCGUCGCCGGCGUGGUGCAAGCUCGUGCUCAGCCCGACGCAACCGGUUUCAUCAGCAUAGACUGCGGGCUUCCGGCUACGUCGAGCUACGUGGACGACGCCAGCGGGCUGCGUUACGUCUCUGACGACGGCUUCGUCGACGACGGCGCCGGCGUUAACAGAAACAUCAGGACCGACAAUAAGAGGGUGUACCGUGACCUUCGCAGCUUCCCCGAGGGGGUGCGCAACUGCUACACGCUCCAGUCUCUGGAGGCCGGGCGCAAGUACCUCAUCCGCGCCUGGUUCAUGUACGGCAACUACGACGACCAAGGCCAGCCGCCCAUCUUCGACCUGUACCUCGGAGUCAACUUCUGGGCUACCGUGAACACCAACAGCAGGAACUAUUUCGAGGUCAUUACCCUGGUGCCGGACGACUUCGUGCAGGUCUGCCUGGUGAACACAGGCGUCGGGGUGCCGUACAUCUCGGCUCUUGAACUGAGACCAGUCAACAGCUCGUUGUACCCAGGCGCCAACACCAUGCAGAGCCUGUCCGUGAUUGCCAGGACAAAUUUCGGCGGCCUCGUCAUCAGGUACCCGGAUGACCCACUCGACAGGCGAUGGUACCCAGAUGGUCUUAACACAACAACAAUAUCGACAGCUGACGCGGUGCGUAACAGAGACAAUGACCCGUUCCAAGUGCCGUCGAAGGUGAUGCAGACAGCGGUCACGCCACCUACCGGAAACACCAUGACAGUUUACUGGAAUUGGUCCUAUACGUACGACCUCAUGACCAAGGACCCGACACCCAGUUACUUGUCCACCCUGUUCAUCUCCGAGCUACAGCUCCUUCCCAACAAAACCGUCCGACAGUUCUUCUACCACUACCGGGACGACGACGACGAUGACACGCAGACGUACUCGCCGAAAUACCUCUACACCGAGCCCAUAUACUGUAUGCAACCCUUUCAUGCCCAAACAAAAUACAGUUUCACCCUCAAAACCACUGCCAACUCGACACUGCCACCCAUCAUCAAUGCCUUCGAGGCAUUCGUCGUCAUCUCCACAGCUGAGUUGGGGACGGACUCCCGAGACGUGUCCGCCAUUAUGGCGAUCAAGGCCAUGUACAAGGUGCACAAAAACUGGAUUGGUGACCCGUGCGCCCCCAACACUUUUGUCUGGGAUGGGCUCACAUGCAGCUAUGUCAAUUCCAGUCGUCCAAGAAUCACCAAAGUAAACAUGUCCUCCCUUGGUCUCAGUGGCUUUAUAUCCUCCGCUUUCGCCAACCUUACUGCUGUACAAUACUUGGAUCUGUCAAAUAAUAAUUUAUCAGGCACGGUUCCUGACUCCCUUUCACAACUAUCUUCAUUGCAAUUUCUAGAUUUAACCGGGAACCAUCUCAGUCGAUCCAUUCCCCCUGGGAUUCUCAAAAGAAUUCAAGAUGGCACCCUCAUUCUGAAUUAUGACAACAAUUCGGAUUCAAGUCGCAUGAGUCAAGGGAAGAGCAAAUUGGCCAUGUACAUUGCUAUCCCAGUAGUUUUGGUUGUGGUGAUAGUAUCACUUGUACAACUAACCUACCACAUAUUGAGACGACAAAAUAGAGCGAGCAAUGUUGCUCGCGUGCAGAGCUCGCUGCAAUUUGAGAACCGUCGGUUCACGUACAGCGAACUGGAGACUAUCACCAACAACUUUGAGACUCUCCUGGGCGAGGGCGGCACAGCAUCUGUCUUCCGCGGAGUCCUGGAGGAGGGCACACAGGUAGCAGUAAAAUUACUAUCUGGUUUGCCCGAACAGGUCCCCGAGGAAUUCCUCACAGAGGCCCAGAUCUUAACACGGAUUCAUCAUAAGAAUCUGGUGUCUAUGAUGGGUUACUGCAAAGAUGGAGAGCACAUGGCGCUUGUCUAUGAGUACAUGCCUGAAGGCACCUUGCAGGAGCACAUUUCAGGAAAUGCCCACAACGGAAGAUUGUUAACCUGGAGACAGAGGCUAAGAAUUGCAGUGGAAUCGGCGCAAGGGCUGGAGUAUCUACACAAUGGAUGCAGCCCAACCUUUGUUCACCGAGAUGUAAAGCCCACAAACAUACUACUGAAUGCCAAGCUCGAGGCAAAGAUUGCAGAUUUUGGCUUCUCUAAGGUUUUCAUUCAUGAAAAUCAUACGCACAUAUCUACCGACAGAGUUGUUGGUACAUUUGGAUACAUCGAUCCAGAGUAUGUCAAUUCUACUUUUUUUUUACUAAAAAAUUAUUUCUUUUCCUCUUUAAUUUUAUUGUUCAUACAAUCAAUGUGCAUAGGUACUACACAAAAUAUGCAGUUGACGGUCAAAAGUGAUGUGUAUAGUUUUGGCGUUGUCCUGUUGGAGCUGGUCACAGGGAGACUUGCAAUCUUACGGGACCCAGAGCCCACUAACAUCAUUGAUUGGGCACUAGAAAGGUGGGAACAUGGUAACAUCGAGGGUCUUGUGGACCCAUGCAUGCGAGGGGAGCAUGAUCUUAACAGUGUUCGCAAGGUUGUAGAUACCGCAUUCAAGUGUACAACACGGGCUCCAACACAACGAUCCACCAUGUCUGAGGUGGUGGCACAGCUUCAGGAGUGCCUCAAGCUUGAGGAUGCUCAUGCCAAUGGUGAUGUUGCCAACAUUAUCUUUUACACUUGAAGCACCCAGUGAGGGUAAUGGAGUUACAAUGCGUAUGCCUCUGACAAUCAGUUCACCAACAGAGCUGGAGCAGCGCUGAUAUUGAUGUGUAGCACACUUUUCAAGUAGUACCAACAAUGACCUUUAGCCCUUCAGCGCUAUAAUGAUUCUUUUGCCCAUCUUCUUUUUUAGAAUUUAAGAUACUGGAAGCAGAUUUUAGUCCCUAAUUCUUUGAAAAAAAAUGUACACUAUCGUUCAUUAAAAUUUUAGAACUUUUAUAUUACAACCACCCCUUCAAAUGCUGUUCGUGGUGAUGCUCCUACCUCAUCCUUAGAACCAUCAAAUACUAUAUGUGUUGUUUGAUAA
Messenger RNA from Panicum hallii, 3040 nucleotides. RefSeq names its product putative leucine-rich repeat receptor-like protein kinase At2g19210. Gene Ontology annotation, biological process: protein phosphorylation. Bases 38 to 2695 code for a protein of 885 amino acids. The record is from RefSeq and is a predicted model, not a curated record. NCBI's taxonomy places the organism in Eukaryota, Viridiplantae, Streptophyta, Magnoliopsida, Poales, Poaceae. The transcript has 12 exons. Gene Ontology annotation, molecular function: protein binding; ATP binding; protein kinase activity.